AUGCUCUGGCUCGAGGCAAGGUGCGGGCGCUGUGCGCGGUGGCUUUGGCCUUCUUGCAGACAUUCUUGUGGUGCUUCUUGCGGUUAUGCACCGCCCCGUUCUACUUCUUGGGCGCGCGGCCCGCCGGCCAGGCCGUGCGGCGCGCCUGGGCGCCGCUGUCGGGCUGCACGGUCCAGGACCCCCGACGAGGGCGAAAACGCGUCCUUCACGCCGGAGGUCAUCAUCAGCAGAGUUGAGGCGCUGACGGAGGAGCUUUACGAGAAGCACGGCGUGCAAUUGUUCAUCGUGGCCGGCCUGCCUGUCACGGGGUGCUUGCCGCUCGUGCAGCUGCUGAUGCAGAGUUUUAGGAAGUUUUGCCUGAAGCACGUGGCCCUCUCGCUGAUCUGGCUGUGGGGCAGGUGCGGCGCCGACCAGUGGCAGGCAAUGUGCCUGGACCUGGAGAGGAGCCUCCCGGGCUGCAAGGCUAUCUUCUUCGACCAGGCCGCCGCGUUGGAAAGGGUCGCAGGCAAAAACCGAGGCGACGCCCUGGGCGAGACAGGGGGCUUUUGGAUGGACGUGCUGCACCCGACCGCCUUCGGCCACAGCCUGAUCGAGGCGGACUUCAAGUUGCUGUGGCAGGCCAUAGAGGCCCAGCACGAGAUGCCAGGACCAUCGCGGCCGACUGGCAUGGGCCGCGGGGCGCAGGCCGCGCCCAGCUCCCAUGGCGAGCGCGUGGCCGCGACUCGGGGCAGCUCCCAGACCUCGUCGGAGGCUGGAGAGCCACAGUUGCACUUCCGCAUCUGCGGAGAUCACGGUCGCACUCCAGUGGGCUACGCGCGCAUCGUCAGAGACGCCAUGGAGUUCAAGGUGCUGCGAUUCAUCGCCGGCCGCGCCGCUGCGGGGGCCGCCAGCGCGAACGGCGCGUCGGAGGAUGUCGUGAUUCGUCCAUUCUGGGACGCAGGCGUGGAGACGGAGACCGUCGAGUGCAAUCUUGAUCUUACCAUCGCUCAGAUCACUGGCCAUGACAUCGGCAGCAUCCGUAGUUUGUUUUAG
This is a messenger RNA of Prorocentrum cordatum, 1032 nucleotides long. NCBI's taxonomy places the organism in Eukaryota, Dinophyceae, Prorocentrales, Prorocentraceae. The record is from the annotation of a GenBank genome assembly.